Messenger RNA from Schistocerca americana (American grasshopper), 648 nucleotides. Its product is annotated as cell cycle control protein 50A-like. The coding region runs from base 1 to 648 and encodes 215 amino acids. Gene Ontology annotation, cellular component: endoplasmic reticulum; plasma membrane; Golgi apparatus. The record is from RefSeq and is a predicted model, not a curated record. The transcript has 6 exons. NCBI's taxonomy places the organism in Eukaryota, Metazoa, Arthropoda, Insecta, Orthoptera, Acrididae.
AUGGCCUCGGAGGACUCGGAGCCGCAGCGGGUGCUGUCAGGAGAGUCGCUGGAGAGCUGGGACAUGAAGCGGCACGCGUCCAGCGCCUUCAAGCAGCAGCGGCUGCCCGCCUGGAGCCCCGUGCUGUCGCCGGCCACCGUGCUGCCCGUCUUCCUCGUCACCGGCGCCUUCCUCAUACCCGCCGGCGUCGCGCUGCUCUUCCUCAGCGAGACGGUUGGAGAGCACCGGAUAGCCUACACCUACUGUCCUCAGUACUUUCAAGAAAACAGGACUUUCGGCGAGAGGAACUGUGCUGUAGUAAUAGCAGAAACCAACGAGACUUGCCACUGCGCUUAUAACUUCAGCCUGAAACGAUCAUACAGAGGGGAGGCGACUACUGGCAGGUCAGUGACGGAGAGCUGGGCGCGGCGGCGGCCGGAGGAUGCGGUGGCGGCGUCGGCGGCCGUGCGUUCGAGCCGCGGACCCCACCCGGGCGUCUUUCCUCCCGUAUUCAUCUACUACCAGCUGAGUAACUACUACCAGAACCACCGGCGCUACGUGAACUCGCGUGACGACUACCAGCUGCGGGGAAAACUCUACGACCGCGUCUCCAGCUACUGUGCGCCCUACGACUACGACGAUGAGGGCCGACCUAUAGACACUGUGUGA